UUCUAAACCAAACCAACCCUCAUUCCGUGAAGCAUAUAAAUGACUUUGCUAGGUUCACAACAUUACAAGUAGUAAGUAGUUCUUGACCCUUUCUCCAAACCUACCUCACUUUUUUUCUCAACAUUUUUCCUAAGAAAAAUGAUGAAAAUGGCUCUUCUUUUGUUUCUCUUUGCCUCUGCACUUACUACCCUUUCAGUUUCUGAGUCCAAGUUUGAUGUUUCUUUGAAACCACAUGCUUUAGAUUCCCUUGAUGUUGGUUAUAUCCAGAUGGAAGGUGCUCAAAACUGUUCUUAUUUGGUGAUUAUUACAACAAGCUGUUCUUCUCCAAAGUUUAUUAGUGAUGAGAUCAGUAUUGCUUUUGGAGAUUCUUAUGGAAACCAGGUAUAUGCAGCGAAACUAGAGGAUUCACUUUCAACAAUAUUUGAGCAAUGUGCAUCGGAUUCAUUUCAAGUAGAUGGUCCAUGUGCAGCACGAAUUUGUUCACUCUAUCUAUACAGACAAGGUUCAUCAGAUGACUAUGGUUGGAAGCCAGAAAGUGUGAAAAUCUAUGGAUACAAUUCAGAUCCUGUUACAUUUGUUUUUAACACCUCCAUUCCUAAAGAUACAUGGUAUGGAUAUAACUUCUGUGAUAAUGCUCCUCCUCCUCCUGCUCCAUCUUCUUCCAUUCAAAUGUAUGUUCAGAAAUGGGGUUUGUUUGUAAUGGUUUUAGGUUCUGUUUUUAGUAUUUGGAUGUAAAUUUUAAUGUUGUUGUGUGCUUUGCUCUUAGAUUCUAUGUUUCCUUUUAGUAUGGUCAUGAGACUUACUUAUUAGUACUUUAUGCAGAAAUUAAGAUGUAAGAGAUGUGUAAAACCUUUUAUUUUGAGUAGAAUGAAAUAUAAAAAAAUUAUGUAAAAAAG
Vicia villosa (hairy vetch) is the source of this 896-nucleotide messenger RNA. Its product is annotated as embryo-specific protein ATS3A-like. The record is from RefSeq and is a predicted model, not a curated record. The transcript has 3 exons. Lineage: Eukaryota; Viridiplantae; Streptophyta; Magnoliopsida; Fabales; Fabaceae. Gene Ontology annotation, molecular function: protein binding. The coding region runs from base 139 to 735 and encodes 198 amino acids.